Ceutorhynchus assimilis (cabbage seed weevil) is the source of this 654-nucleotide messenger RNA. The record is from the annotation of a GenBank genome assembly. Lineage: Eukaryota; Metazoa; Arthropoda; Insecta; Coleoptera; Curculionidae.
AUGAUUCAAAAAGAUAUUGUAAGAAAAGUAGAAGCUGCUAAAUUUUUCAAUGUUCUAGCAGAUGAGACGACCGAUAUUUCUUCUAUCCAACAAUUAUCGAUUUGUGUUGGAUACAUUAAUUACACAGAAUUUAAAAUUUUUGAAAAUUUUUUUUGCUUAGUUUUUCUUACUGCUGCUACUGGAGAAGCAUUAGCCAAUGAGUUAAUAUUAAAGCUCGACAGUUUAGGUUUAAAAGAGGCUGAUAUAAGAGGACAGGGGUACGAUGGGACGACAGCAAUUAGUGGAAAAGUAAGCGGAAUUCAGGCACGGAUAUCGAAUCUAAAUCCAAAGGCAGUGUACGCUCAUGUUGCCCAUUGCUUGAAUUUGGUAAUUACCGAUAGUUGCAAUAUGAAAGAUAUUUGGAACUGUAUGGGAACACUGGAGAAAGUUUGCGUAUUUUUCAACUAUCCCAAAAGACAGCUGGUACUUGAAAAAAUGAUAGGAGAAUUGUGCCCAGAUUCAAAGAAACAAAACCUGAAAGAAAUGUGUCCUACUAGAUGGGUUCAGCGUCAUGACUCUGUGAUAAUAUUUAUCGAAUUAUUUGAUUGUGUGUGUGCUGCAAUAACUGAAGUAUCCUCUUGGGAAGAUAAAGAUGCAUCUACUGAUGCGAAUUGA